UGUGCUACAUCAGAAUUUUGAGAGUUAUAAGCCUGAAGUGCAGGAACUGAUCUGUGCGGCUGAUCGUCUGGGAUCACUGAUGCAGUACGAGACGCCUGGUUUCCUGCCAAACAAGAGGAUACACAGAGCCAUGGGCCUGGCAGCUUUGGAAGUCAUGCAAGCCGUACAACGUACGUGGACCAACUCAAAGGUCCGGAUGAACGGGAAGACACGGCUGAUGCAGUGGAGAGACAUGUUCGACGUCGCGGUGAAGUGGCGGAGGAUUGCUGACCCAGAUCAGCCUGUGCUGUGGUUAGACCAAAUGCCAGCACGAAGUCUCAGCAGAGGUUUUAACAACCACAUCAAUUUAAUCAGGGGUCAGGUGAUUAACAUGAGAUAUCUGGAAUAUUUUGAGAAAAUACUUCAUUUUAUUAAAGACAGAAUCCUUGUUUAUCAUGGAGCUAAUAACCCUAAAGGCUUGUUGGAAGUUAGAGAGGCUCUGGAGAAGGUGCACAGAGUCGAGGACCUUCUUCCAGUUAUGAAGUUUAAUACUAAAACGAAGGAUGGGUUCACCGUGAACACAAAAGUCCCCAGCCUCAAGGACCAGGGGAAGGAGUAUGAGGGAUUCACGGUCACCGUCACAGGAGACAAAGUUGGCAAUAUUCUGUUUUCAGUGGAAACUCAAACCACAGAAGAGAGGACGCAAUUAUAUCACGCUGAAAUAGAUGCCCUUUACAAAGAUCUGACAGCAAAAGGAAAAGUAUUGAUUCUUUCGUCAGAAUUUGGGGAGGCUGAUGCUGUCUGCAACCUGAUCUUGUCCUUAGUUUAUUACUUUUAUAAUUUAAUGCCACUCUCUCGAGGAUCCAGUGUCAUCGCCUACUCAGUCAUCGUGGGGGCGCUGAUGGCCAGUGGGAAGGAAGUAGCUGGGAAGAUCCCCAAGGGGAAGUUAGUUGAUUUUGAAGCUAUGACAGCCCCCGGCUCAGAGGCCUUUAGCAAAAUAGCUAAAAGCUGGAUGAACUUGAAAAGAGUAGAAAAGCAAAGCUCAGAAGCACUCCCACGAAAGCCGUUCGAAUGCCCCUUUGCUCUUUGGCUCCCACUGACAGACACUCACCGUGUCCUCAGCGUCAAGAGCUGGAGGCUGUGUGUCUCCGACUCAGUGCCCGGUGCCCCCGGAUGCCCCCACAAGGACACAGAGCAGAAAGGCGACCUCCGCUCAGCUGCCUGCUCACCGGAGAAAGCAAAGGCCACGCAGCGGGCUCCAGGACAAGCUAACCAAGCGCAGUGGCGGGACCCAGUCCAGGUGCGGAGGGUCGAGGCCCGAGCCACCUGCCGGGUCCCUCUCCGAGGCCGGGGACUCAUCGUCUAUGAACGCUCUAGGCCCGGCACUGUCCGGACCCCCAGGUCGUGCCACCCGAGUGUGUCGCUCAUCGCCGGCGUCCUGGGGGCUCGGAGAGUGACAACGCAGGCGGAGCGGCCGGGGGCGCCCUGGGGGGAGAAAAGCCUCCUCGGUCCAGCAGUGACCACCGGGGUCACCACCGAUAACAAGCCCUAA
Galeopterus variegatus (Sunda flying lemur) is the source of this 1531-nucleotide messenger RNA. Its product is annotated as tetratricopeptide repeat protein 13-like. The record is from RefSeq and is a predicted model, not a curated record. The transcript has 12 exons. The coding region runs from base 80 to 1531 and encodes 483 amino acids. Lineage: Eukaryota; Metazoa; Chordata; Mammalia; Dermoptera; Cynocephalidae.